Clonostachys rhizophaga is the source of this 867-nucleotide messenger RNA. The record is from the annotation of a GenBank genome assembly. Lineage: Eukaryota; Fungi; Ascomycota; Sordariomycetes; Hypocreales; Bionectriaceae.
AUGAGAAGAUCGCUGCCCACUGAAGUGGACUUUCUCGUUCUCGGGGCUGGGUGGACGUCCGACUUCCUCAUACCAUUGUUGGAGAAGAAAGAUAUUGCGCAUGCCGCCACGACUCGAGACGGCAGAAAUGGCACAAUCGCCUUCACGUUCGACCCCGAAUCGGAGGAUGAGGCACCCUUCAGGCAGCUGCCAGCGAGCAAAACAGUGCUGAUUACUUUCCCACUCAAAGGCAAGGGACCUUCGCUACGGCUAACCGAUCUCUACGCCAAGACCCAUGGCGGCCUGAAGCCCAACUUCAUCCAACUCGGCGUCACCAGCAUAUGGACCGGGAAGGGCUGGCAGGAUCACACAUCGCCGUACGAUAAGACGCAUCCGCGAGCCAUUGCUGAAGACGAGCUGAUGGCUGUCGCUGGAGGAGUCGCACUCGAUCUCUCCGGUUUGUUCGGCGGCGCCCGGCAGCCACGCCACUGGGUAGACCGUGUGAUCAAGUCCAAGGCCGAUCUGCGUGCCAAGGGUGCACUCCAUAUCGUCCAUGGCGAGGACGUAGCGCGAGCAAUCGUCGCCCUCCAUCACAAUUUUACCCCAGGCCAGCGCUGGCUACUGACAAACCUGCACGUCUAUGACUGGUGGACCCUCAUCCACGGCUGGGCGCUUGAGGCAUUGCGGGGAGUCGAGGCUGGAGGGAAUGGGGAGAGUGAUAACGCUCGGCUUGCUCGCCAUGAAGAGCUGCUUCGAUGGGUUGGCGAGCUUAUGGAGGAGGAAGGCGUGAAGGCAUUGCCACGCGACAGUACUAGAUUUGAAAGAGCCCUUGACGGCCGUGCCUUUUGGGCCAAGAUGGGAAUAUUGCCUCUGUACACACAGGUUUAA